GGCCUGGAAGAUGGAGCUGGAGGAGGAGGAGCAGCUGCUUGCCAAGCCGGCCUGGGAGUUAGAGGGGAUCCAAUUUCUCCAGAACACUGUGGGCUGGCUGCUUUCCAGUUAUGGCUGGUAUUUUCUUUUCAGCUUUGUUCUUCUCUACCUGAUCUUUCAAAGGCUUUUUGGUAGCUUAAGAGUCGCAAGACAGAGAGCCUUGGAUGAAUCGGUUGCAUCCAAUAUAGAACCUGAAGCUGUAGUUAAACAACAGGAAGCUUUAGCAGCUUCUCGUUUGAGAAUGCAAGAAGAAUUAAAUACACAAGCUGAAAAGUAUAAAGAAAAAUUAAAGCAGCUUGAAGAGGAGAAAAGAAAACAGAAGAUAGAGAUGUGGGAAAGCAUGCAAGAAGGAAAAAGCUAUAAAGGAAAUGCUAAAAAGUGGCCACAGGAACCUGAACCUGGUCCUUCCACUUCCUCAACUAUAACAAAGCCUAAAUCUGACAAAAAGCCUUUGCGGGGAAAUGGUUAUAACCCUUUGACUGGAGAAGGAAGUGGAACAUGUUCAUGGAGACCAGGACGUAGAGGACCCUCAUCUGGUGGAUGAGGUUAAGAAUCUUGCUUAUGUCUCUUGACAUUAGCAAGAUAAAUUUAACCUACUAUUCAGCUGCCUAGCGUAUGCUUUUCACAGUGACGACUUAACGGGAAAUGGUGUUUAGUUCAGUUAUUUAUAAAUGUAGAUUCAUUUAAAGGUUGGAGGCAAUAAAAAUUAUAAAUAAUGCCAAUAGAAUAUGAUUUAGGGAGUGUCAUACAUGGCAUUGUUUUAGUUUAACACAUUUUAAAAAUUAUUUUAAAUCAUUUCUUGUUGGCUAAUCACAGCUGGAAUUUAAAGUCUUCCAGAUGGUAAUUCAUAAUCUUUAUAGAAAGGCCUCAUCAUGAUAUUUUAAUCAUUUGAAUGUUCCUGACUGUAGAUGAGUCUCUGUGACAGGCUGCGCAGAAUGAUGUCUUCCUUAUAAAUGGUGAGCUCACCAGUGAGGAUUACUGAUGAUAGAUAGUUGUUGGUGUUUUUUUCUAUGUAUUCAUUUUUAUGCAAAGAGCUUUGUAAAAUACUGUAAAUAUUAAAAAUGCAAAGAGCCUUU
Gracilinanus agilis (Agile Gracile Mouse Opossum) is the source of this 1115-nucleotide messenger RNA. It is a transcript of the gene SELENOS, whose product is annotated as selenoprotein S. NCBI's taxonomy places the organism in Eukaryota, Metazoa, Chordata, Mammalia, Didelphimorphia, Didelphidae. Gene Ontology annotation, cellular component: Derlin-1 retrotranslocation complex; endoplasmic reticulum membrane; Derlin-1-VIMP complex. Bases 11 to 583 code for a protein of 190 amino acids. Gene Ontology annotation, biological process: retrograde protein transport, ER to cytosol; endoplasmic reticulum unfolded protein response. The transcript has 6 exons. The record is from RefSeq and is a predicted model, not a curated record.